CUCAUUCAGCAUCCAGCAUCCAGCAGCCAAGAGUCUGAGCAACUUCUCACUCAGCUUUCAUCAGACAACGAUCCGAUUGGUUAGAACUGGGACGAUUCAGAUUAUUUAAAAACUAAAACAUGGCUUUGAGAGGACCCUUAUUCCGUCUUCUCAGACCUCAACUUGGCCAAACGUGCCAACAAAGCAGAGCUCAAUCCGUCGCUGUGCUUGGAGCUCCUUUCUCAAAAGGACAGAAAAGGAGAGGCGUGGAGCACGGCCCUAAAGCCAUCAGAGAUGCGGGGCUCAUCGAGAGGCUUUCCGGGUUAGAUUACUCCGUGCACGACUUUGGGGACCUGAACUUCCACCACCUGGAGAAGGAUGAGCCCUACAUGGACGUGAAGUUCCCUCGCUCUGUGGGCGGAGCCAACAAGAUGCUGUCGGGCGCCGUGAGCCGAGCCAUUGGUGCAGGACACACACUCGUCAUGCUGGGGGGAGACCACAGCCUUGCUAUUGGCUCAGUGAGCGGCCAUGCGCAGCAGUGUCCUGACCUGUGUCUGAUCUGGGUGGACGCUCACGCAGACAUCAACACGCCCAUGAGCUCUCCUUCAGGAAGCCUCCACGGCCAGCCCGUCUCAUUCAUGCUCAAAGAGCUGACGGACAAGAUGCCAGAUAUCCCAGGGUUCUCCUGGACGAAGCCCUUCCUCUCCUCAAGCGACCUUGUGUACAUCGGCCUGCGAGACGUUGACCCCGGAGAGUACCACAUCCUAAAAAACCUGGGCAUCCAGUACUUCACCAUGAGGGACAUCGACCGACUGGGCAUCCAGAGAGUCAUGGAGGUCACUCUGGACCACCUCCUGUCCAGAAAACAGAGACCGAUCCACUUGAGUUUCGACAUCGACGCCUUCGACCCGUCUCUGGCUCCGGCCACAGGAACGCCGGUGAACGGAGGCUUGACCUACAGGGAGGGGAUCUACAUCACAGAGGAAAUCCACAACACAGGCCUGCUGUCAGCCAUGGACCUGGUGGAGGUGAACCCGACGCUCGGGGCGACUCGUGAGGCCGUGGAAGCGACCGCCUCUCUAGCGGUGGACAUCAUCGCGUCGUCUCUGGGUCAGACGAGAGAAGGCGCUCCGGUCUCCAUCCUCGAGAUCCCGUCUGUGAAGGACGACACGGAGCAGCUGCGUCUCUAGAAGAGAGACAAACAAAAAAGCUUUGGACUUUAUAUCAACACCGACCCUGUGAUCAUUCCACAAUCCUGAAAACAAGACUGUAAAAAGACUGAAUCUAAACGUAGAGAUUUUGUUCCCGGUCUGAUGUUUAGUUAUGUUUUAUGAAGACAAACUAUAAUACAGAGGGCUUCACAGAUUGAGACGGAAGCCCUCGAGACACUGAUUGAUGGAAAUACUAUUAAUUUAAAGCAGCAAUACUAACUUAUGUGAGUAAUAAGUUAAGAGAGCACACAGCUUCCUCAUAUUUAUUGUGUGUUUGGUUCAAAGAGAAUGAACCUGCCUCAGAGGUAUGAUAAACCAAGUUUCCCUUAGUUUGACUCUCACAACUGUUUUGUGCCAGUUACUAAAACCUAGUAAUGAUGUGUUUGCACUUUUGGACCAGCUGUGGUUACUGUAUUUUCUUUAGAGUUUACUUUUGUAUUUCCACAUUGAACCUACUAGUACACUUACUAUUAUUAGUGGGAACUGAUAUUUUAUGACUACAUGAGUGUUAAUUGGCUUGAAAAGUCCAAAAUGCAGCUUUGAUUCAAACGCUGGCAGAACAACACCACCUGUUUGCAUCACUGAGCUCCAGAGCUUCACUUGAUGUUGCCACCAUUCGACUUUGUCCUUGUAGCAAAGAGUUUAUAUUUUGGUCUUCCAUAAAUGUUAUUACAUUUUUCGUGCAUGU
Molecule: messenger RNA, 1878 nt
Organism: Trematomus bernacchii (emerald rockcod)
Lineage: Eukaryota; Metazoa; Chordata; Actinopteri; Perciformes; Nototheniidae
Gene: arg2
Product: arginase 2
Exons: 8
Coding region: 120-1169 (349 amino acids)
Cellular component (GO): cytoplasm; mitochondrion
Molecular function (GO): manganese ion binding; arginase activity
Source: RefSeq, a predicted model, not a curated record